Messenger RNA from Athene cunicularia (burrowing owl), 933 nucleotides. RefSeq names its product centromere protein K (gene CENPK). Gene Ontology annotation, cellular component: nucleus. The transcript is spliced from 10 exons. Gene Ontology annotation, biological process: mitotic sister chromatid segregation; kinetochore assembly. The record is from RefSeq and is a predicted model, not a curated record. The coding region runs from base 25 to 840 and encodes 271 amino acids. NCBI's taxonomy places the organism in Eukaryota, Metazoa, Chordata, Aves, Strigiformes, Strigidae.
AGCGGAGCGCCGCGCCGAGACGCCAUGGCUGAAUAUUUACCAGAAAUCACUACUGAGUCAGUCUGUUCUCUGGAGGGCAAGAGAGAGCUCAUUGAAGAAUGUGAGAGUAUUUGGAAGCAGAUGGAAGAGUGUCAGAGCAAGCUAAUGCGUCUAGAAAUGGGCACAUCUCGAAUGUCAGAUGCCAAGCUUUCCUUCCAAUUACCAAGGAUGCUAAUGAAAGCUUUAAGAGCAGAACAUAAUCAAUGGCAAAACAGAAGUCCUGAAAUAAUUUCUACCAAUCCGGAUGUACUGCUAUCAUUAGGAAAAGAAGAGUUGCAGAAAGUAAAGAAUCAGCUUGAAAUGGUGCUAUCAACAGUUCAGUCAAAAAAUAAACAACUGGAAGAAGAUCUAAAAAGAGAACAGCAGUGGUAUGAGGAACAGGAGCAGCUACUAUAUGCCUUUCAGAGAAAGGCAAACACCCAAGUUGGACAACUUUCCACAAAAAGUUUGAAAAUGAGAUCAUUGAAUGAACUGGAAAAUAAAAUCUUACAACUAAAGUCAGUUAAAGAAGAACUCUUGGAUGCUCUGGGUAAAUUCCUAUCAGACCAUUUUCCCCUUCCAGAGACUGGUAGAAGUGCUAAAAAGAAGGGUUCUUCUGAAGAGCCAUCUGUAGAACUGAUAACGCUGCAUGAAAUUUUAGAGAUGCUUGUAAACAAAUUAAUGAGCACACCACAUGAACCCUAUGUAACAAUCAAUGACUCAUUUUGGCCACCAUAUAUAGAACUGCUGCUGCGAAGUGGAAUUGCCCUGAGACAUCCAGAAGAUGCAAAAAAAAUACGCCUAGAAGCCUUUCAUAUGUAGUAUGACCUACAUGUUUAUUUUAAAACAAAACAAAGCACCAGUGUACACUUACUUGGAGGCUAAGGCAUGCUUUUAUGAUAAGCUUUUUUCAUA